Eremothecium sinecaudum is the source of this 696-nucleotide messenger RNA. It is a transcript of the gene LDB7, whose product is annotated as Ldb7p. The transcript has a single exon. Lineage: Eukaryota; Fungi; Ascomycota; Saccharomycetes; Saccharomycetales; Saccharomycetaceae. The coding region runs from base 1 to 696 and encodes 231 amino acids. Gene Ontology annotation, cellular component: RSC-type complex. Gene Ontology annotation, biological process: chromatin remodeling. The record is from RefSeq and is a predicted model, not a curated record.
AUGUCAGAGAUUCGUAGCUAUUACGAUGUCAUAUCAGACUUGUCCUGCUUUGAAUCUUCAGAUAAGGUAUCUUUCACUCGUGAGCAGCUCUCAGAAUUAGUGCAACAGGAAGUUGACAAUCGAGCAGCAAGAGAUGAUUUAUCGAAAUCUAGCAUCGAUUUUGAUGCUUCCAAGAGAAUUCCGAUGCACUCUUACCUAGGGCCGCUUUCUGCGCAAGAUGCAGAAGAGGCAUCAAAGCAUCUGGGAGUUUAUAAUCUAAAUCAUACGCUCUUAGGGGGAUACGUGCCCCGAAAUCAGCUCGAAUCGCUUUCGAGUACUGAUUUUGCACACUACUUGCAUAAGGUGCUAGAAUGUGAAGGACCGCUUGAGUCAUAUGCAAAAUAUGUGAAUGUUGGGAGAAUUCCCAUAGGGUCAGUGGACCCCGCGAAUGAAUCACCUGUUCCUCUUACUGCAAGGGCACCUACGCAGGUUCAAUUACCUGGGUCGCUGGGCUCGGCGCAAGGAAUUGGGAAGACACAGACACCAAGUAAUAGUGCUACGCCAUCUAUUGGAACACCACCAGUCGUUAAUACGACGAUCAAGAAGGCUGGCGAAUCACAUGUGAAGAAAGUUGUACUGUGUAAAUUGUGCAAGAAAAGGUUUAGCGGGCCUAGACGGUUCACGGAGUUUUCUAACCAUAUGUGCAUGAAAGGAUAA